Rhodofomes roseus is the source of this 1041-nucleotide messenger RNA. RefSeq lists its product as uncharacterized. Lineage: Eukaryota; Fungi; Basidiomycota; Agaricomycetes; Polyporales; Fomitopsidaceae. The record is from RefSeq and is a predicted model, not a curated record. The transcript has a single exon. Bases 167 to 874 code for a protein of 235 amino acids.
ACGAUGCAUGGCUCGAGCUCGCUUCGAAAUCCUCAAGGUAACGUGCAGCAGAGUACGAAGGCAUCUUUAUGGAUGAAGACGAGAUAGGUUGUCGAUAAGUUGUGAUGAUGAGGACCGGUGGCAACACGGAUGUGGGCGCACGGGAGAAUGGGUGAGGAAUACGGGGAUGGCGAUGGUCGGAGGAAGAGAGAGGAAGCGACGCGCGACGGAAUUUGAACCUCGCGUGCAGGAGCGUAAACAGGCCUCGCACGCGUAUCAAUUGCCAAACAAACGCGUCGCGGUGUGCAGACCGCAUGCGGUCACGGGCCCUGACUCCGUGUCCACGGCUCAUUUUUCUCGGCGUCCGUUACACCUUCCGCAUAUUCAGUCCCCGCAAAGAGUCACUGCGUUCGCAAACACUUCGCGGUCUGUUGUCAAUGCCUCGUCAGAGCGCAUAGCCCACCCCAGCCGCACACAUGUCUCGCGCCUCGCAGGGGCAGGGCGGCCACAAAGUUCAUACCAUUUUCGCGCCCUAGUCUUCCACGUAGUCGCUCUUCGACACACUCGCCCUCGCGCAAACCAGCUCCAGACGGCAGGACGGUGCACAGCCCUAGACCGCACUGCCCGGUGUGAUUGGCUUGCGCGCGGACAACACCUGUAUCUGCCUGAAAACGACACGCCUCUGUCCGAACAGAGAACAAAGACGAGUCCCAAUACGGAAAUCGAAGCGGCGGGCUGCCCCGAACCGCGAGUGACAACGGAGCUACUUGGCUGUGGCGCAUACAGUGUCCGUCUUCGAGGUCUUCCAGAUCUAUUGUCCAGCCAGGCCGCCCCAGCGGGUCCGCGACCAGUGCAUCCGGAGGCAUCCGGGUCCCCAUUCUCGACGACGGCCUAAUCGAACUUCGGGCGCAAAUGAGGUGGAAACCACGUGCCUCCCGUCGGCGCCCAACUCGAGGUCCUACAACUUGUGGUCAGCCUUCGUAUACGACUAACGCCCCCCGAUCUCGCUGCGCCACUACGAGGCUUUCCAAACAGCACUGCGGUACAUUCAGCCCACAUUGU